This is a messenger RNA of Pundamilia nyererei, 1038 nucleotides long. RefSeq names its product putative gustatory receptor clone PTE01. The record is from RefSeq and is a predicted model, not a curated record. Gene Ontology annotation, cellular component: membrane. Gene Ontology annotation, biological process: detection of chemical stimulus involved in sensory perception of smell; G protein-coupled receptor signaling pathway. Bases 1 to 1038 code for a protein of 345 amino acids. NCBI's taxonomy places the organism in Eukaryota, Metazoa, Chordata, Actinopteri, Cichliformes, Cichlidae. Gene Ontology annotation, molecular function: olfactory receptor activity; odorant binding; G protein-coupled receptor activity. The transcript is spliced from 3 exons.
AUGGGAGCUUUGCAACAAAAGGAGAAGCAAUUACUGACAGGUAAAGGAGCAGUUGCCAAGAGCGUCUUGGAGGACAGGCAGGCAAAGCGACAGGUUGACGAUUUCCCUAGUGAGCAGAUUACCGAGGUGGAACAAGGAAGCCAGCGCUGGAGAGCAUACAACAGGUGUCCAGUCCUUAUUGUGGUCAUACGUGUGGACAUACAGCUGCAUGAGCCAAUGUAUAUACUGCUUUGUAACUUAUGUGUGAACCAGAUAAACGUCAGCACAUCGCUGUAUCCUCUUCUACUCUCACAGAUGUUUUCAGACAGCCAUGAAGUGACAUUGCCGUGGUGUUUUCUGCACAUGUCUUGCAUGUACACAAGUGGGCCUGCUGAGUUUUGCAGUUUAGCAGCCAUGGCCUAUGACAGAUAUAUCUCAAUCUGUCAUCCAUUACGCUAUAAUGUCAUUAUGAACACAGAGAGAGUGUUUUUCAUGAUUCUCUUCGUGUGGAUAUAUUCAUUCCUUAGUGUAAUACUAUCAUUCUCAUUCAUCUUCAGUUUGAAGUUUUGUGGAACUAUUAUUGAAAAUGUGUAUUGUAACCACAGAUUAAUACUUAGACUUUCAUGUUUCAUUUCAGUCCAUAGCUUUUUAUCUGAUAUAUUCUUUCUCAUUGUGAGCUUUUUCAUACCAUUCACUCUCAUUUCAGUCUCUUAUGUGAAAAUCUUGGCAGUUUGUCGAAAAACAUCCACAGAAAACAAGCAGAAAGCUGCGACUACUUGUGCCCCUCAGAUUGUCUCUGUGUCAAACCUGUUUGUUGGCUCAAUUUUUCACUCUAUUGAUUCCAACUUUAUAAUCACUCAGGUACCAAAUGAAGCCCGCAUAAUUUUACCUAUGUAUAUCCUCAUUUUUCAACCAAUGCUCACCCCGUUUCUCUAUGGAUUCAAGUUGCCAAAGAUAAGGCACUCAUGCAAAAGGCUUCUUUUGCAUGAGAAAAUCAAUAGCUUUGUUUUAGAGCAUCUCUGCUCUUUGGGAGACAUUCAUCAGUCAUCUUAUAGAUAA